AUACGGCGCAAGCGAGCGAGCACAACUAGAGGCGCAAAGCAAACGACAGAACGACACUCCUUCGGCUAUCACUCGCUCUGGAGCUGGAGUUGGAGCCGGAGCCUGAGCUGUCUCACCGACCCUUGAACGGAAUUCUUCUCCAGCUUUUUCCGCAGCCCCUGCACCCCCUUUCGACCCCGCCAGUUUCGAACAAAGAUAUAGGCCAAGAUGUCCUCAGGGUCAGGGUUCGGGGGCUUCUCCUCGGGAGUUACCGAUGACGACGAUGAUAACAACCACCCUUGGGUCUGGGUUAUGAUCCCCGUCGGCCUCGUUAUCGUCCUGGGCGGUCUAGCCCUCUGUCUUCACGUCCGCCGACGCAAACAAUUCCGCGAUAACCACAAGAGUUCUCGUCUCUCUACCCCGGCACGACGACCUUCCGCCCACCAAGCAUCGACAAGCCACAGCCGUGACGGGCAGCUUCAGUUCGUAGUCCGUGAGGUCGAUGCCCCUUCGUUGGCGUUGAUCGAGCGUGAUCUUCAGGAGUCUUGGGUGCGCGGGGCGCCGACACAGCGACAUAACAAUACUGGCUCAAGAUCCGGAAGGUCGACGGCGAUGAGGAGAUGGGACUGGGCAGGUAUCUUCAGACCUGAGGAAGGACUGAAUGAACUGGGCGAGGCGCCGCCGCCGUAUGAGAAGCAGCCGGUCACGAAAGAAGGUGGUGUGCCAAAUCAGGAUGCCGAUCUUGAAACGGGAGGGAAUAGUUACCAUGGCUAUGGAAACGGAACGCCGGCUGGUCCGGCAGGGUCCGCCGUCGGCGAGGGAACCAGCAGUGCUGCGCAUGCCGGUGUAGAAAUGCAAAACAUGGCUCCUUGGAAUUACCAUGCGGGCACCUUCUCACCACAAUCUCUAUCGUCGGCGCCGUUCAGGUCACAGGCAAGUUUACAGCCACCCCCACCGGUACAUUACUACCAUCAGGGCGGAUCUGGAAUUCACAGCCAGAGCCACUUGAGUCACCUGAGCCAGCCAGGAUAUAGUAGUGUUGGCACCAGCCUGUUGAGCACCAGCUUGACCCAGAGCGCCGCGACCACUGCGCCGACGUCUCCAAGCAUGACUAGAUAUCCCUCCCCCAGUCCGGGACACAGUGCCACCCACAGCCCGGCGCCCGAAAUGACAGAUCAAGAUCAGGUACCACCACCUGCAUACGAAGAGACGCCUCCCCUGUCGAUAAUGGGAACGGGGACCAACACUCCAUCACCAGAAGAGCAGCUUGACGAACCUGCUGCUACGGAUGUUGCUGCUGGUCCUUCUCAUCUCCCCUCUCCCGCCGCCGCUCCCGUGCCAACCUCAGGGACAGCUUCUCCCUCCCCUCCAUCUGGCCCAUCAUAUGGGCCCUCUAACAAUGGCAAUAAUCACGCCACCGUUACACAUCGGUCCCCAUCACCGUCUGCUGUGCCACCACCUUAUUAAACCCUUUGAAUUGGCUCCCUUCUUUAUCGUCCCAUCCCUUGAAUUGACGGGUUUCAUCAGCCCGGAACGGGCGUUGUGAG
Neurospora tetraspora is the source of this 1526-nucleotide messenger RNA. RefSeq lists its product as uncharacterized. NCBI's taxonomy places the organism in Eukaryota, Fungi, Ascomycota, Sordariomycetes, Sordariales, Sordariaceae. The transcript has a single exon. The record is from RefSeq and is a predicted model, not a curated record. The coding region runs from base 208 to 1446 and encodes 412 amino acids.